ACAUAGUCGUUCAGUUCAUACUGUAGAUAUAGAAAUACUACUACGAGAAUUAGUUUAAAAAAUGUCACAUCUAGGCGCUUUCCGAAGAGAGUUAGCCGCCGUUAUACAAAUAUUUGUUGAGGCAGCUGUUACUGAAAUAGGCAAGUAUGUGGUCGGAAACGUUACAUGCAAAGGGAUGCCUGGCUUUGAAGUCAAAAAAGAGGCAAGUCAUUCAUCAUCAUCCGAAGUGGAGUCGGACAAUGAGAAACUCACAAAGUUCCUGUUGUCGAUUUUGGAAAGGCUAUCCAGAGAUGCCAUGGACAAAAUCAUCAUUCUAAUGCAGGAGGUGUGUGCCAUGCUACAGUUGGAAACAAGGGAUUGUCAGAUAAAAUAUGAAGCCCUGCGAUCAAAGAUUCUGUCACUGGUAGGCACGCCAGAAUAUAUAACAUGUUGCCCUGAAGGACUACAUGGAAACAAAUCUACUGUCAAAUCAUGCAACUCUGAUGUCCAAGUUAGUGGACUGACAUUGGGUACGUGCCAGACAGUAUCUAGUGAUAAAGGUCUGCUGGAUGUUUUAGACACAUUUUCAGAUAACAUGAAAACGACUGAGCUGUCUAAUGAGAAAACCUCCCAGCACCUGAGCAAUGUGUCCAGGACCAACACUGCAGAAGCUGCACCAACACUGGAAUACACUGAAAAUAAGCUUAACACUCCCCAUGCAAUUGUUGGAAACCAGCAUAGACAGGAUGAGGACACUCCAUCUGUAAACCGCAAGAGCCAGCGCUCAAGAGGUCGUGGAAGGGUCUGGAAGUUCGGCCCUGUCGAACCAGCGCUGACCUUCAGCUGUAGCCACUGCGGAAAGGCGUUUAGCAAGCGGAGCAAUCUGAAAGCCCACCAGGUGGUCCACACGGGCGAGAAGCCCUUCAAGUGCAAGCAGUGCGGGAAGGGCUUCACCACUCGCUGCAGCCUCAACGUCCACCAACUCACCGUGCACAAGGGCGAGCGGCGCUUCAAGUGCGCCUACUGCAGCAAAAUCUUUGGCACGCAGAGUCACCUGAAGGAACACCAGGUGGUGUUUGACGGGGAGAGCACUUCCAAUUGCACCCUCUGUGGGGUCAGUUUUCCAGCCAAGUGCAGCCUGAAGCUUCACUGGAGGACCGAUCACAAAGGAGAGAAGAGGUUCGGGUGCAGACUGUGUGGGAUGGUUUUCCCCAAGGUGAAGGAGUUGCGGACCCACCAGGUCAUUCAUACGGGAAAGAGGCCCCACACCUGUGGCACCUGUGGCAAGAGCUUUACGGCUCGCCGUAGCUUAAAUGUGCACUUGCUCACCAUUCACAAAGGAGAAAAGCCGUUCAGGUGUGACGUGUGUGGGAAAUGCUUUAGCCAAAAAAGUGGGCUCAAAUCGCAUCAGCGUGUCCACACGGGCGAGAGGCCAUACACCUGCGAGAAGUGUGGCCGGAGCUUUAGUAUGAAAAGCGCUUUCAACACUCAUCAAAGGGUUCAUACGGGCGAGAAAGCCUUCAGCUGUGAGAUCUGCGGCAAGUGCUUCAGCAUCGGGGCCAACCUGGUGCGGCACCAGCAGAUCCACACGGGCGCCAAGGCCUACAGCUGCGACGUGUGCCAGAGGCGCUUCACGCAGUCGGGGCACCUGCGCGCGCACCGCCGCCUCCACACCGGCGAGAAGGGCUUCAUCUGCGACACGUGCGGCAACAGCUACAACCAGCUGCACACGCUCAAGGUCCACCAGCGGAUCCACAGCGGCGAGAAGCCGUACACGUGCCCGACGUGCGGCAAGAGCUUCCGCUCGCCCAACUACCUCAAGCGGCACCAGCUGACCCACACCGAUGCCGGCGCUGCGCGGCCGCACGCCUGCGAGGACUGCGGCAAGCAGUUCUACACGCCCGGCGCGCUCAAGGCCCACGGGCAGGUGCACCGGCCCACCAAGCCGUUCACAUGCGACGUCUGCGGCCAAGGCUACAGCUCCCUCAGCUACUUCAACAUGCACAGGCUGGUGCACAGCGAGGGCAAGCCCUUCGACUGCCCCACGUGCGGCAAGAGCUUCAUCACGCAGGGCAGCCUGGAGACCCACCAGCGCGUGCACACGGGCGAGCGGCCGCACAGCUGUGGCGUGUGCGGCAGGAGCUUCACCGUGGCGCAGAACCUCAGCCGCCACAUGCGGGUGCACACGGGGGAAAAGCCGUUCGCAUGCGACCAGUGCGGUAAGCGCUUCACGCAAGCCAACAACCUCAAGGCUCACCUACUGGUCCACACGGGCGAGAAGCGCUUUAGCUGUGACCGCUGCGGAAAGAGCUUUGCCUCUCAAAGGACUCUGACGUAUCACAAGUGUGCCGGUGACAUAAAGGCUGUUUCACUGCAAUAGUGAUUAUUGCAAGUCCUUGCUUGUUGUUUCUGUGGGUGAGCCGAAGUUAGUACAUAAACUUGUCUGAUAAUGAGGUCUUUUUUCAAGCAAGAUAUUUCAUUGUAAUCAACAGUAUCACAUAAUAUUUUCUCUGUAUUAGACAAUCAACCACCUGCUAAGAUACUAUAUGAGAUGAUUUAAUUAAUGAAUAAGGCAUAAGCCUACUCUUUAAAAUAAGAGUACGCUAUAUGGUUCCGAUGCAGUUGUUUGCAAAAACAUAAAUGCUAAUGUAUUUUCUUAAUACCGAAAGCAGGCAGAGUUUUUGGACUGCAACUAGGGAUAGGCAAACUGGAGGGGCUUUGCUGGGUGAUCAGUUUCAUCCAGAAUAAUCCUGUCUGUGACAAGCUGAAGCUUUUGAAAAAAAAAAAGGACACUCAAUACAGCCUGUGACUCAAGAUUUGGACAUGUGUGACCAUCAACCGUCAACAGUUAUUUAUUUAUAAUAAGUUGAUGUCACUUUGUCAAUUUACUUUGGAUUAUAAGAUUUUACAUGUAAGAAUACACUGUAUUCUAUUAUUACUACUAUUCCCUGUGGAGGCAAUAAAGUCACAGUGUUAUUA
Molecule: messenger RNA, 2958 nt
Organism: Alosa alosa (allis shad)
Lineage: Eukaryota; Metazoa; Chordata; Actinopteri; Clupeiformes; Clupeidae
Product: gastrula zinc finger protein XlCGF57.1-like
Exons: 5
Coding region: 62-2359 (765 amino acids)
Biological process (GO): regulation of transcription by RNA polymerase II
Molecular function (GO): RNA polymerase II cis-regulatory region sequence-specific DNA binding; DNA-binding transcription factor activity
Source: RefSeq, a predicted model, not a curated record